Messenger RNA from Humulus lupulus (European hop), 1227 nucleotides. RefSeq lists its product as uncharacterized. NCBI's taxonomy places the organism in Eukaryota, Viridiplantae, Streptophyta, Magnoliopsida, Rosales, Cannabaceae. The transcript has 4 exons. Bases 1 to 1227 code for a protein of 408 amino acids. The record is from RefSeq and is a predicted model, not a curated record.
AUGCUUCUAGCCACAAACCCAGGGAGCACAACUAAGAUCAAAACAAAAACAGAAAAUGGCAAAAAGAUUUUUGAAAGGGUGUAUAUAUGUUUGAGUGCAUGUAAAGAAGGGUUCCUCAGAGGUUGUAGACCUUUGUUUGGAGUGGAUGGGUGUUUCUUAAAGGGUUAUUGCAAGGGGAUUCUCCUCGCAACAGUGGGUAUUGAUGGAAACAACUCAAUGUUCCCUAUCGCAUAUGCCAUAGUUGAGAAAGAAACUUUUGAUACAUGGAAAUGGUUUUUAGGGCUAUUGAAGGAUGAUUUGAAUGUUGAUGAGCCUGACUUAUACACCCCCAUUAGUGAUAGACAAAAAGGCUUGGAGAAUGCUGAGAGUGAACUUUGGGUUGGUUGUGAAACUAGAUUUUGUGUUAGACAUAUGCACUCCAAUUUUAAGAAAGACCACCCUAGUCUUUUAUUGAAGCAACUACUUUGGGCAGCAGCAAGGGCCACCACCGUGGCAAAAUUUCAAAAAAGGAUGCAAGAUUUGAAAGACGUUUCUAAGGGAGCUUAUAAUUGGUUGGCUAAUAAGAAGAGUCCGACAGAAUGGAGUAGGUCUCACUUUCAAGUAAAGGCGAAGUGUGAUAUGUUGCUAAAUAACUUAUGUAAGAGUUUUAAUGCUGCUAUCCUUGAAGCGAGGGAGAAGUCAAUCAUAACACUACUUGAAAAGAUUCGAUAUUGGUUAAUGUGUCAUUUUUGCAAGAACAGGGAGAGUGUUACCAAGUGGGUGCAUCCAGUUGGGCAGCGUAUAUUGAAAACUAUUGAGAAAAACAAAGAGGUUGCAAAAUAUUUCUUAUCAACAAGAGCUACAUCACAUACUUAUCAAGUGGACACAACAUCAGGUCAAGGGUACAUAGUUGACUUACUUAAGAAAGAAUGCACUUGUCGAAAGUUUCAACUCACUGGUAGACCAAGAAAAUCAAGAAAGAGGGAUGCUGAUGAACCACCUGUGGGAAGCACCAAGACUCGUAGAGUUGGACAAGUCCACCAUUGUUGCAACUGCAAGCAACAAGGGCACAAUGUGAUGAGUUGCACCAACACUUUUGUUCCUCAGGAGCAUGUUAAAAAAAGGAGAGGGAGGCCUCCAAGCAAGAAACCUACUGAAGCAACCAAAAAGAGAGCAGAAAGGAGAAGGAAACAAAAUGUCAGGGAACAAGCUGCCAAGGGUGGACCUUCAACUUCUAAAAGAUCUUAG